This is a messenger RNA of Argiope bruennichi, 3447 nucleotides long. RefSeq names its product protein argonaute-2-like. Lineage: Eukaryota; Metazoa; Arthropoda; Arachnida; Araneae; Araneidae. The record is from RefSeq and is a predicted model, not a curated record. The transcript is spliced from 8 exons. Gene Ontology annotation, molecular function: RNA binding; protein binding. Bases 105 to 3290 code for a protein of 1061 amino acids.
CUGAAUUCGCAUUUGCUGAGUUUGUUCUUAAAGAAAGCACAGAAAUUUUGCGAAUUGCUUGUUCAAGUUUUUUCUACCGUCGGUUACUGUAAUCGACGACUGAAAUGCCUCCGAAAAAGAGAAGGAAAGGGAGAGGAAGAGGAAGAGGCUCCGUUCAGAAUGAUGGUCAGCCAUCUCGGCAACCACAAGCAGGCCGAGGCGAGGCACCCCCAUAUAGGCAGUCCCAAACUCAACCGGAUAGAGGGCAUGGACAACCUGGAGGACUGCAAGACAGUCCAUCAAGCAGUGCCAAUCCUCCUGUCACAGGUCGAGGCAUAACACCCCCAUAUAGGCAGUCUCAAGCUGAAUCUGGUAGAGCUGCCGAAAGACAGCAAGAAUGUCCACCACCAAGCAGAGCCAAUCCUUCUGUCAGAGGUCAAGGCAUAACACCCCCAUAUAGGCAGUCUCAAGCUGAACCGGGUAGAGCUCCUGGAAGACAGCAAGAAUGUCCACCCCCAAGCAGAGUCAAUCCUUCUGUCAGAGGCCUACCUUCUCCUGGGAUAAGUCAACCAACCCCAGUACACAAACCGCCUGCUACCCAACCCGAAAGAAAGGCAGUGGAUACAGUUAGUGCAUUGGGAAUAGAGUUGAAACAGAAAUUGGCUCUUACACCAGCACUGCCUGCUAAACCUACCCCUGGGAAACUAGGUAGACCCAUAAAAUUAAUUGCGAACCUUUUCAAUUUUCAAGCUCCUAGUGGGAAUAUAUACCACUAUGAUGUUGAAAUUAGCAAUUCCGGUCGCAGCAUGACCACAAGGCAGUUGCCUCCAACCCCGUCAGCCGCGACGCCAGAAGAAGGUAAAGAAAAAGAUCGUUGUUUAAGUACUAAAAAGAAUAGAGAGAUCAUAAAUGAGUUGAUACUGACCAAUGCAGAAUUCGAAGGCCGUCAUCCUGCAUAUGAUGGGAUGAAGAAUAUGUACACAAGAGAACCUUUAAAAAUCGGCAAAGAACUGAAACGAGAUGUUUAUUUGGAAGAGGCGGUUCCGGGUGAUCCCCGGGGUAAGAAGAAGGAGACUUUUAAAAUAACCAUUAAACCUGUUCAGAAGACCGAAACACAUGACUGUGCUAUUAGUUUGGAUCCCCUUCAUGCUUUAUUUGCUGGUACGGUCACUUCAGUACCACAAGAAGCUGUCAUGGCUAUGGAAACAAUUCUCCGACAUGGACCCUGCAAACACGCUACUCCUAUUGGUCGAUCGUUUUAUUACCCUCCAUUGCCCCAAGAUAUUCACCCUCUUGGUGGUGGAUUAGAAAUCUGGUUUGGGUAUCAUCAGAGCUUUCGUUUAGGCCAAUGGAAACCACUGGUUAACAUAAAUAUAACGACCACCGCUUUUUACCAGAAAGGUCCUAUUUUGAAGUUCAUCGCAGACUUUUUGCAUAUUGAAGAUAGGGAAUUACAACAAAUGAAAUGUCUCAAAGACAGUGACAUUACUAAAAUAGGCAAGCAGCUAAAAUCAGCGCGCAUCGAGGUGAUUCAUUUAAAGUAUCGAAGGAAAUAUCGUGUAGUAAAUUUAACAAAAGAUAGUGCCCAAAACAAAAUUUUUAAUAAUACAACUGCAGAUGGUCAGAGUGUGAAAAUGUCUGUAGCACAGUACUUUGCUCUAAAUUAUACACCCUUGAAAUAUCCCAAUCUUCCAUGUAUUCAAGUUAAUCCUGAAAACAGAGGAAUAUUCAUCCCUAUCGAAGUUUGUCAUUUAGUCGAAGGACAGCAUUUCAGGGCAAAAUUGGAUGAUAAACAAAGUGCUCAAAUGAUCAGGUUUACUUCACAACCACCUAAAAAGAGAUUAGAAGAAAUAAAAGAAACCAUUACAUCAGCCAGAUUCAAUGAGGAUCCCUGCGUUAGAGAAUUCGGUUUGAAAGUUUCAACUGAACCUCUGUCUUUGGAAGGAAGAGUCCUAGAGCCGCCAGACGUUAUAUAUAAAGAUAAUAAAAAGGUUACACCUCACGAUGGCUCCUGGAACAUAAAGGGUAGACAGUAUCUAAAAGGUGCUAAAAUAAAUACCUGGGUAUUGUUAAGUUUUUCGAAUAUCAAUUUUUGUGGCUAUCCUGCUUUAGAACGUUUCGCAGAACUUCUGUGCCGAAUUGCAUGGGAACAAGGCAUUGUCAUAAGUCAUCCAGCAAUAAUUGAUAUUAUAGAUAUUCAUCGCCGAAAUAUAAAAAGCAUUCUUACAGAAGUAAAGGACAAGUAUGAUGCCAAUCUAGUAGUAAUAGUUGUUCCCGCUAAUGAUAAAGUUGUAUAUGGAGAAAUCAAACACGUGGCGGAAACUAUGCUUGGCCUCAACACCCAAUGCAUUAAAGACAAUAACAUUGUCUUUAAUUGCAACGUGCCAUUAGUAAGUAACGUGUGUCAAAAAAUUAAUGCUAAGACGGGUGGUGUGAAUAAUACAUUAACUUUUGAUGAACCACCAUCCAUUAUGCGAAAGCCAGUAAUUAUCAUCGGGGCCGAUGUGACGCAUCCUGGACCUUCAGUUGAAAUGAAACCUUCCAUUGCUGCUUGUGUGGGGAGCUUGGAUUAUUAUCCUUUCAGAUAUGCUGUUAAACUAAGUUUACAAAAAUCCACUAAUGAAAGUAAAGAAUCUAUUGAGAUUAUUUUAAAUUUAAAAGAAAUGGUGAUCGAACUUUUGAAGAGAUUCUACAUCCACACUAGAGGAAAAAAGCCUGAAAAAAUCCUAUUCUACCGUGAUGGCGUGAGUGAAGGGCAGUUUUAUCAAGUUAAACAGGAGGAGGUGAAAUCCAUCAGAGAAGCUUGCACUGCGCUAGAAUCCUGCUAUCAGCCUGGAAUAACUUUCAUUGUUGUUCAGAAGCGUCAUCAUGUGAGAUUUUUUCCCGAAGAUGCAAGAACAGGAGUUGGUAAAAUGCGAAAUGUCCCUCCUGGAACUACUGUUGACACCACUGUAGUGCAUCCCUUGAACUACGAUUUCUUUUUGUGCAGUCACUUUGGUUUACAAGGUACUAGUAGACCAGCUCAUUAUACCGUCAUUGAAGACGAUAAUGAGUUUGGUUCUGAUGAUCUUCAAAAGUUAACAUAUUACUUAUGCCAUACUUUUGGCCGUUGCACCAGGAGCAUUUCAAUUCCCACUCCUGUGCAAUAUGCCCAUUUAGCUGCAUUCCGUGCGAGAUAUUACCUGUUACAAACUAUAUCUGAAAAUAGUGCCAGCAGCACAUCAUCAGAUUACCAUUCUAUAUCAGAAGCCGCCAAGAAAGCCUUAGACAAUGCUGAAAAAUUUAUGAAGGAUACCAUGUUCUUUUUGUAAUACGCAGUUUAGUGGAUGCUAUUUGUUUUCUGUCUUCAUUCAAUCCUUGUUUAUUUGUCAUCUAUUUUUUAAAAUUAGACAAAUGUAAGAAAAAAUGAGUCGGGUAUUUUGAUAUCGAACUGAUUUUAGAUUUUGAUUUAGUGGAAUUUUUUUAUAU